Messenger RNA from Gracilinanus agilis (Agile Gracile Mouse Opossum), 967 nucleotides. RefSeq names its product titin-cap (gene TCAP). Gene Ontology annotation, molecular function: titin binding; titin Z domain binding; protein-macromolecule adaptor activity. Gene Ontology annotation, biological process: skeletal muscle myosin thick filament assembly; skeletal muscle contraction; skeletal muscle thin filament assembly. The record is from RefSeq and is a predicted model, not a curated record. Lineage: Eukaryota; Metazoa; Chordata; Mammalia; Didelphimorphia; Didelphidae. The coding region runs from base 42 to 557 and encodes 171 amino acids. The transcript has 2 exons. Gene Ontology annotation, cellular component: Z disc.
CAGAGAGAGAGAGAGAGAGAGAGAGCUGCCCCACAGUGACCAUGGCUGCACUCGAGCUGAGCUGCGAGGUGUCGGAAGAGAACAUGGACCGGAGGGAGACCUUUUGGGCUGAGUGGAAGGAUCUGACGCUGUCUUCCCGGCCAGAGGAGGGUUGCUCUGUGCACGAAGAAGAUACCCAGCACCGAGAGACAUACCACAGGCAGGGGCAGUGCCAGGCCCUGGUGCAACGGUCACCCUUGCAAGUGAUGCGGAUGGGCAUCCUUGGCCAGAGAUUGCAGGAGUACCAGCUGCCCUAUGCGAGGACUCUGCCUCUGCCCAUCUUCACGCCCUCAAAGGUGGGCUUCAAGGAAGAUCGUGAGGCCACUCCCAUCCAGCUUCGGGAGCUCCUGGCUCUGGAAACAGCUCUGGGGGGGCAGUGCCUGGACCGGCGUGAGGUGAUUGAGAUCAAAAAGGAGCUGCCUCCUGUGGUGGCUGCCAGCCACCCCCAGUUUGGCAAACCUGGCGCCCCCCGUCGCUCUCUAUCCCGAUCUAUGUCCCAGGAAGCACAAAGAGGCUGAAGGGGACUCUGGGGGUAACAUUCCUUCUCCCCCGAUUCCUGUGCCUUCCUUGCUGUGGGCACUCCCUGGCUACUACCUGGGAGGGGGAGGAGGACUGGUCAUUAAAGCUUUGUAGUUAGCCCAGAGUUGGGUUGGGAAGAGGGAGCCAGGAAGUAGGACAUUUGGGUCUUCUGAGCUCCUGAAGGGAGGAGAUGAGUUAGAUGGGAGACUAGGUGACUGAAGACCAGGGUCUAGAGAAAAAUGAGAUGUGAAUGGGGUUAGGAAACCCCUGAAGGAGUCCAGAUGGAAGGGGGAUGUGAGACUGGAGCGGAGAGCCUCAAGGGGAGGAGGCAGGGCUGGGGGAGCUGUGUUAGGGUCCCACCCAAGCAUCAUCUGUUAGUGCUUCAAUAAAAUUGAAAGCUGGUUCUGAA